Messenger RNA from Linum tenue, 4787 nucleotides. NCBI's taxonomy places the organism in Eukaryota, Viridiplantae, Streptophyta, Magnoliopsida, Malpighiales, Linaceae. The record is from the annotation of a GenBank genome assembly.
CUCACCGUCGCUCAGAUUUCGAUCGUCGCCGCCUACUUGGCUAUUGAUGAUAGAGUGAUAGCUAAGCAGAGAGCUCUCUCGAAGCAAAUCCCGGUUUCUACUUUUUCAAGCUCUCUGCUCCUCCCGUGGGAAACGAAAACAUUUCCACUAUCGGCCGCCGUUCCACCCGGUUUCGGCGACCGACCUUCUCGAAGCUUCGUGUUCGUCGUCGUCGCUUCCGGUUUCCUCUUUGAAAGCUCUGUUGAUCGCAAUCUCCGAGCUCGUUCGUCGAAACGUUCAGGAGCCUUGAAUCUGGAUGUGGUGAGGCUGACAUGUGGCAUGGCAGGACGUCAACUUGAGGCAUACUCUAUGUACAAGCGAAUGCCUUCAAGAGACCACGAAGAUAUGACCGAGGUAGAAGAUAAUGAAGCUCUUUUACAGGGCAAUUUGGAAGUGGAAAAUACUAAUCCUUCCUGGAAACGGUCACUUCCAUAUGUAUUGGUUGCAACAAUACCCUCCCUCUUAUUUGGUUACCAUCUUGGAGUUGUUAAUGAGCCACUUGAAAGCAUAUCAUUGGAUCUUGGGUUUGAUGGGAACGCCUUGGCAGAAGGACUGGUGGUCAGUAUAUCCCUGGCUGGAUCCUUGCUUGGGUCGUUGUUCAGUGGUUCAAUUGUCGACAGUAUUGGGCGCCGCAAGGCUUUUCAGUUAGCUGCUUUGCCAAUGAUUCUUGGUCCUGCGGUUAGUGCGUCAACCAAAACUCUUGCUGGUAUGCUCAUAGGACGGUUCUUGGUGGGUAUUGGUAUGGGUCUUGGCCCAACUGUGGCUUCUCUUUAUGUGGCAGAGAUUUCUCCUGCCUUUGUGAGGGGCACCUAUGGAAGCUUCAUUCAGAUUGCAACAUGUGUUGGAUUUUUGACAUCUCUAUUUGUCGGACUCCCUGUUAAAGAUAUAAAAGGCUGGUGGCGCACUUGUUUUUUGGUUUCUACUAUUCCUGCUGGAAUACUUGCUCUUGCCAUUCAAUUAUGUGUCGAGAGCCCUCACUGGCUAUUCAAGCAAGGAAGAACCAUUGAAGCUGAAGCAGAAUUUGAAAAGCUUUUAGGUGUGGCACAUGUGCAAAGUGCAAUGCAAGAGUUGUACAAAGUAGACAGAGGAGAUGACACUGAUGCUGUGAAGCUCUCAGAAUUGCUUUCGGGUCGUCAUUUUAGAGUUGUUUUUAUUGGAUCAUCCCUAUUUGCUUUCCAACAGCUAUCUGGUAUAAACACCGUAUUUAAUUUCUCGUCAACUGUAUUCAAAAGUGCGGGAGUGCCUUCAGAACUGGCAAAUGUCUUUGUCGGAAUUGCAAAUUUGUUAGGUUCUCUGAUUGCAAUGGUUCUGAUGGAUAAACAAGGAAGGAGGUCACUGCUCAUUUGGAGCUUCUUUGGACUCGCUGUGUCUAUGGGGCUACAAGGUUUUGCAGCAAACUCCUACUUGGCUGGCACUUUUGCUUCAUACCUCUCUGUUGGCGCCAUGUUAAUGUGCGUCCUGACAUUCUCUUUAGGAGCUGGCCCAGUCCCGGGUCUUCUACUCCCAGAAAUUUUCCCGAGUCGAAUCAGGGCAAAAGCUGUGGCGAUCUGUAUGUCAGUCGGCUGGGUGAUCAACUUCUUCGUGGGGUUGAUGUUCUUGUGGUUGCUUCAGCGACUCGGGAGGCAGCUCCUCUACACUUGCUUUGCAGCCUUCUGCUUGAUGGCAGUGGCGUUUGUGAGAAGAAAUGUCAUGGAAACGAAAGGGAAGUCGCUCCAGGAAAUCGAGAUAGCUCUUCUGUCGCCUGAAUUCUGAGCAGAAGGCCUCUUCUUGCCUUCUCCUGGAUACGGCCUCAUUUACUGUGAUGUUCUCUGUUUUAAUUUUGUUUUUCAGUCCUAUCAAUUGAGCUGCUGAGAAAGCUAGUUUUCUAGCCUGCCACUCUAAUCGGCAGCACUGAUUCCAGGAAUAUCAUAAUGUGUGUAUAGGAGCAGCUUUCAAGCUGUAUGAUUAUGUGAUACAAAACUUCUUAGUAAACGUCAUAGCGAACAAUAUUCAUGCUUGAUCCUAUGAAGUCAGGCUCGAUAUUUUGCGCUUUGUCGAAAGAAAACACGAUCAGUUAGCAACUCAAGUUCGGCAUUAGCAAGAUCCUUCAAUUGAGCUCUGGUUCUGUCGACGAGAUUAAUGCUUAAUCCUCUUCUGUUUUGGGUUUAGGUAUGACCAAUGAAUACAAAUGACUACUGCAAGGGAUGCGAUAUAAUCUAAACCACUACCUAAACUGAUGUGGCCAGAUCCUCCACGAGGAGAGCAGAGUCCGUACAUGGCUAAAUUGAGCAGAAACAUGUCAGACUCAGACAAAGAACUGCUGGUACUCUGGAACAAUUGUAAUCCGAUACUACGACGCAUGACCUCAAGCAUAUGGAAAGCGCCGUGAGGAUCUGUGGUUCCUCCUCCACAAGCACACAACUGAUAAUCUGCAAUUCAUGUUCUUAAAAUGCUAAACAUAAAACCUCUCUAGCCUUUUGCAUUGAUGAUAUUCUACACGAAAAUGAAGGUUCAAGGAUUCCUACAGAAGCGCUCAUCUACAUAUAUAGUAUGCUGCAAUAAUCUACCAACAAGACUGCAUUGAACUGGAAAACCACAGUUCUGAUGCGGUUGACACCCUCCAUCAGGCGAGCAGCGUGCCUAAUUGGCUAAGUUGCACAGAAACAUGGCAGGGAAAGAACUGCUGGCACUCUGGAACAGUUGGCUUUCGCCAAAAGUUCCGCCUGGCUUGCCAUAAGCAUUGAUUGAAACUCAAUAUCACAUCCUCAACUCCAAUACAUGACCUCCAGCGAUGAAAACAUCGAGACAAUCAGCAGUUCCUCCUCCACAAGCACACAACUGAUAAUCUGCAGUUCUUGUAAAACGGCUAAACAUAAAACAUCUCAAGCCUUUUGCAUUGAUGUGAUUCUACACGACAAAGAAGGUUCAAUGAUUUCGACAGAAGCACUCAAUCUACAUAUAUGCUUCAAUAAUCUACCAACAAAACUGCGUUAAACUGGAAGACCAGAGUUCAAUUCACCAGUUCGUGACGCAUACACUCCUGUUACAGUCUCCGGGAGCUCAGGGAAACCGAAUGGAAAACCCACUCCCAGUCUCAGUAACAUGCAUAGGACCAAAAUCAUCAAAAUCAGAGUCAAACCCAUCCUUGUGGUCGUACCACCCACCUGGCGAAUCCACAUCAUGCUCACUGUUCGACCUCGGCACAUGAAGCUCCCAGAGGGGAACCGGAAAUGGCUCCAUCGAGAAGUAAACAUCAUGAAGCAACUCCAUUGCAGUAGCCCUACUAGACGGAUCAUAGCACACCAGCUUCCUCACCAGCGACACCUCUUCACUCGAACGAUUCUUCAAGCACGAUUCUAACCCUGCAGGAUUCUCCACUUUGCCAAAAGACAUCGUCUUGUAAUCAGGAAGGUUCACACAACCCGGCCACACUUCUUCAUUCAAGUUACCCAAUACACUGAUAAUCCUCCCGAGCUGAUCGAUAUCUGAACCCCCAGGGAAGAGAGGCUCCAGAGUCAGAAGCUCCGCGAAAAUGCAGCCUAACGCCCACAGAUCGACCUCCAUUCCAUAAUCCGUCGAUCCAUAGAGCAGCUCAGGUGCCCUGAACCAGCGAGUUCCUACGCAGGAAGUGAAGCACCCUUCUUGUGGCCUAUCGUCAUAAUCAUCAACAUCAUCAACAACGUAAGAGUAGGGGCUCCGGAAAUCAUCAUCCCCGAACUCGCUAGCUGUGCCGGUUGCAAUGCCAGAGACGUUUCCAUCCCUGGUAUUGGUCGUUUCCUUCUCCAUCUCAUCCAAGAAAUCCCGGCUCUUGUACUCGCUCGUCAUUUCUGCAAGAGAAUCUUCUUCUUCACCCAAUGUGGAGGAUCGAUGGUGCUUUUUCCUGCCCCAGUUGCCUCUCUCGAAAUUGAACACAGCAGUCGUCGGAGCCCCGUGGUGAAUGUACAAUUGUUCGCCCGACGGCGGCGGCGGAGUGUUCUUCUCAUCCAUUGCUAUAGAUCCAGCUUCCAUGAGUAUCCUUGCCUGGCCGAAGUCCGCCAAUUUGAGAAUCCCGUCGUGGGAAAUCAACAGAUUGCCAGGCUUCAAAUCGCGAUGGACGACCAUGUUCCGGUGGCAGGCGUCGAGGCCGGAGAGAAUCUGCAUCAUCCACCGCUUGACCUCGCCGCCGCGGAUCCCGCCCUUCUUCUUCCCGUCCCUGACGACCGCCGCCAGGUCGGUCCUGAGGAAUUCGAGGACGAGGACGGCGUCUUCAUCCUCGCCCCAGAAGUACUCGUGGAGGACGACGACGUUGGGGCAGUUCUGGAGGACGCGGAGGGCCUCGAUCUCGCGGAACGCCGACUGGUAAUCGUGGACCUCUUUCAGGGCGACGAGGAGGUCGUCGGAGAGGCGAUGGGCCUUGUAGACGUCGGAGUAGGCGCCGGAGCCGACCCGCUCGUGGAUUCGGUACUUGGCGAUGAUUUCGGGUCGGGUGUAGAUGCUCCAGCUCUUGGGAGGCGGUGGCGCGGGAAGUUGCGGCGGCGGCGGGGGAGAUGUGGGCUCCAUUGUAUUUUCCGCCGGUGGGUUUGUGUUUGUGUGUGGGAGUGUGAGAGCGAGAGGCGGGUAGGUUUGGCCGGCGACGGAGAGGGAGCAGUGGCAGUGAUGUGAUUUGCUUCUUUGUUGCCCGAUUUGGGUUCGUUAACGGCGACGAUUGGAAAGGAAAGGAAUGGAGACAGGGUUUGACGCAUCCAAUUGGUUUAUGACACCUGGAUUUCAUUUUUUAUUCAUUUCUCCAU